AUGUCGUCGAACAGAGCAGCUGCCGUUAGAUUGCCGAAGCUCGAGAGACUUCGUGUGAAGAACUCUGCUUCGGAACAACAGGUGUCGCCUUGUACGGUUCUUAUGUCCUCCCUAUUGAACUGUUGGUCUUCAAACGGUGAGGGUAGUGCACUGUGUAAAGAACUUGAACAGAACCUGAAAGGUUGUAUGGAGAAUAGAGUCAGAACCAAGGCUGCUAGAUCGUCGAUCAACUACCACACGGAGAGACUGUUCCCAAGAAUCAACGGAAAACCACAUGAUUGA
Williopsis jadinii is the source of this 282-nucleotide messenger RNA. RefSeq names its product mitochondrial 37S ribosomal protein mS37 (gene MRP10). Gene Ontology annotation, molecular function: structural constituent of ribosome. The record is from RefSeq and is a predicted model, not a curated record. The coding region runs from base 1 to 282 and encodes 93 amino acids. NCBI's taxonomy places the organism in Eukaryota, Fungi, Ascomycota, Saccharomycetes, Phaffomycetales, Wickerhamomycetaceae. The transcript has a single exon. Gene Ontology annotation, biological process: mitochondrial translation. Gene Ontology annotation, cellular component: mitochondrial small ribosomal subunit.